AUGCCAGAGAAGAUGUAUCACCCCAGAGUGAGUCUGCUGGAAAAUUACUGCCUGUGUGCAGUGACUGUGGGCCUGGGGCAAUGCAGGAGCAGUAUAAAAGCAGGAGCUUCUCCUCACUCUCUCAUCCACUGCUCUUGCCUCCAUCUCCUUGAGAACAAGGUGAAGCUCUACCAUCCAGACAUGUCCUGCUUCAGUCCAUGCAUGCCCUGCCAGCCCUGCGGCCCAACCCCGCUGGCCAACAGCUGCAACGAGCCCUGUGUCAGGCAGUGCCAGAGCUCCACUGUCGUCAUUGAGCCCUCCCCCGUGGUGGUGACACUGCCCGGCCCCAUCCUCAGCUCCUUCCCUCAGAACACUGCUGUGGGCUCCUCCACCUCCGCUGCCGUUGGCAGCAUCCUCAGCUCCGAGGGAGUGCCCAUCAACUCCGGGGGCUUUAGCCUCUCUGGCUUGGGCCUCUCCGGCUUGGGCGGCCGCUUCUGUGGCAGGAGUUGUCUUCCCUGCUAAAGCUGCUGGUGAUGGCCCUGGGGCAGAGCCCAGGGACCCAGAAGAUGGCCUCACAUGGGGAAGGAGUCUUUGCUUGUUGCUUCCAGAGCAGCCGAUCAACUCCAUCACCUCUUGAACAAGGACUGGGCUAGGCUGGUCUCUCGCACAGCACAGCCCACACCUGCCUCUGCUAUUGUCUGCAGUGGGGCCUCCAUUCCCAUUUUUCUCUUUUGACUCAUUAAAUUUUUUCUGCAUCCCA
Messenger RNA from Melopsittacus undulatus (budgerigar), 739 nucleotides. RefSeq names its product feather beta keratin-like. Gene Ontology annotation, molecular function: structural constituent of cytoskeleton. Bases 1 to 501 code for a protein of 166 amino acids. Gene Ontology annotation, cellular component: intermediate filament. The transcript has 3 exons. NCBI's taxonomy places the organism in Eukaryota, Metazoa, Chordata, Aves, Psittaciformes, Psittaculidae. The record is from RefSeq and is a predicted model, not a curated record.